Molecule: messenger RNA, 654 nt
Organism: Penicillium brevicompactum
Lineage: Eukaryota; Fungi; Ascomycota; Eurotiomycetes; Eurotiales; Aspergillaceae
Product: putative DSBA family oxidoreductase
Exons: 6
Coding region: 1-654 (217 amino acids)
Biological process (GO): glutathione metabolic process
Cellular component (GO): peroxisome; mitochondrion
Molecular function (GO): glutathione transferase activity; glutathione peroxidase activity
Source: RefSeq, a predicted model, not a curated record
AUGCAGAAUCCCACCGUCAUGCCUGGCAAGAUUGACGCAUACGUUGACUGCGUGUCUCCAUACUCAUACUAUGCAACUUUAUAUCUACGAAAGAAUCGCAAAGCUCUUGAGUCGCACGGUAUCGAAGUCGAAUUCCACCCUGUCUUUCUGGGCGGCAUCAAUGUCGGCUCCGACUAUUCCAAGUUCGACUCUGAGCGCGCAUGUAGGUACUUUGGUGUGCCGCCGAUCAAAACGCCGGAGUUCUUCCCAAUCCUAUCGAUCAUGCCCCAAAGAUGUAUGAUCUAUAUUAAGAAACAAUUCUCGCAAGAGAAGUUUGAAGCCACCUUCCUUACCUUGUGGGAGUGGAUGUUCUACAAGAGCAUUGACAUCAGCAAGCCAGAGCAACUGGCCAAAUUGUUCCAGAGCAAUGGGUACUCUGACUCGGACAUCAGGCAAAUUUUUGAAGCGGCAUCGAGUCCAGAAUACAAGCAGGCUCUUACUGCUAAUACCCAGACCGCAUUGGAUAAGGGUGCUUACGGUGCGCCUUGGUUCUGGGUGCGCAACUCAGAGGGCAAAGAAGAGCCUUUCUUUGGGAGUGAUAGAUUCGCAUUCAUGUGGCAGUAUCUUGGAUUGCCUUUCCAGGAUGUUGCGAUUGUUGAGAAGUCUAGGCUGUAG